UUUGACCAUUUCUUUUUAUUGUUUAUGUUUUAAACGUUUUUUAAAAACGCAGCAGUUGUGAUAAAGCCAACAGCCAUGUUGUUGGCAGAAGCUGGAUGUGUGUUUAUGGCUUUUAUCCUGUACAUCUCAGGGGUUCAGGGACAAGAAAACAGCAUCUGUGCCUUAAAAGGUUCAUCAGUGGAUCUGCCCUGCUCAGCUGAACGCCCCACUUCAGGAAAUAAAUGGUACACUGUCGAGAGGGGAGACCACAGGUAUAUUCAGAAAGAGGUCUCUCUGGAUGGAAAUCGUGUAUCACACAAGACUGAAGAUAGUCAUCCAACUCUGACGAUCAAUGAUCUGAGAGCAAGUGAUGCAAACUUUUACUGCUGCAGAGAGACGCCUAACAACACAGAAAGCUGCUGGCGCCACAACACUGAGCUCCAUGUUGCAGACCUGCAGGUGAAGGUGAUUCCCACCACAGAGGGACAGACAGUCACACUGAUAUGCAACACCAGCUGUCCUCUGACUGAAAACCCUGCAGUCUACAUCUGGUACAAGAACAGAGAGUUCCUCUAUCAGGACUGGUCUCCCUGGUACCACCAGCUGGUCAGCAGUGAGGAAGCAGUCACAUACUCCUGUGCUAUCAAAGGCUACGAGCAUCUCAGAGCUCCUGAAGUCUCAGUGGAUUCUGUCACAUCGACCUGCUUUACUGUGACCUAUGCUGAAGGGAGGAUGUGUUCUGAUAGGCAGACACCCUGCUCCAUCACAUAUCCCAGAGAAGUACAAGUUCAAGGGAAUUCUACAACACUGACCUGUACCACCAGCUGUCCUGUGACUGACCCUAAACCUGCCUAUAGGUGGUACCAGAACAGACAAAUACUCUCUGUAAGUCAACAGUUAACAGUUAUUGGCUCUGCUGAAAGCAUCUCCUGUGCUGUAAACGGCCUCGAGGAUCUGCUGUCUGCUGAAGUCUGUUUUGAGAACAGUAACUGCUUCAGUGUGAAUUACGUCAGAAGGAGAAUCUGUGCUCUGCAAGGCUCUUCAGUGAACAUUACAAGUGAAUACACGCAUCCCCACAACCAGCAGCCAACUUCUAAAUCAUGGUUUAAAAUAAAUAAAAAUGGGAAGGAAAAACCUGUAGAGCUGGCUGAGGCUGCACCUCAUGUGAAGUUUGAUGACAACAUGAAGAAUCAGCACAUCCUGAGAAUCAAUAACCUGGAGAAGGAUGACUCAGCAGAAUACACAUUCAGACUCAAACGACCUAAUGGAGGAUGGAAAGAGUCUGACUUUUCUGGAGUAACGCUGGUUGUCACAGGCCUGAGAGUGAGGGUGCAUCCUGCAGAGGUGACAGAGGGCCAAAAUGUCACUCUGAGCUGCAUUACCAGCUGUCCUCUGCCUCACAACACAACCUACAUCUGGUACCUGAACAGUCGACCUUUGACCGAGCCAAGAAAGCACAACAAGACACUGAUACUACAUUCAGUCAGCAGUCAGCAUGCAGGAAGCUACUCCUGUGCUGUUGAAGGUGGCAUUACAUCUGGUGAAAAAACUCUCACUGUCCAAAAUGUUACACAGAAACAAACACCAGCAGCAGCAGCAGCAGCAGCAACCGUCACACGAGUCUGUAUUGUUCUCCUGGUUACCAUACUUCUUGUUGUUAUCUUCCUUUGGAUUAGAAAGAAGAGGAUUUCAGGUCAGUCUCCUGAAACUCAAGCAAUGGACAACACAGAGCAGCUAAACCCUGGUCAUGAGUAUGAAAACAUGUCAGCUCGACCAACAGAGCAGGAAGAGCUUCACUGCAGCAGAGUCCACUUCUCUAUGACCCAGCCAGAAACUCUUGACCUCCCCAUCCAACCACAUCAGCCCGAACAACAGGUGCAUGUUGCUCAUGCUACUGUCAACUUCAGUUCCAACACGGCCUCUGAGUGAGCAUCUCUUUACAUAACUGAUUCAGGAUCUACUUAGUGGCCUUACUCAUCUUGAUCAGUGGCACAAUUUUCAACAACCUGACUUUCACAGUUCAAGCCCUCUAGUCUCCACCAAUAUUUCACUUCACUCCAUGUCUCACAGAAUUCCCCAAAAGUUCUGACCCUUGCAAGCAAACGCUAAUCAGGUUAAAACAUCUAUCAAAUGCCUAAUAUUAGUUGGCUUUGAACAGUGCACGUGCUAAAAAGUCUAACCACAAAGACAAAUGUGAGAAAUGCUGCCUCAGUAAUGCUUCAACUGUCUUUUCUAAAAAUGACACGACACAAACUUGAAGAGGUCAAAACACCAGUGAUACUAGUGGUCAGACUUUAAAAUGUGUCAGAUUCAAGAAGAAGAGCAGCUAAAGAGCUAAACAACAGUGCAGCACAGUAUAUGACACAUAUAAUGCAAUAUGGGGAGGCAGUAGCUCAGUCCAUAGGGACUUGGGUUGGGAACGGGAGGGUCGCCUGUCCGAGUCCCUGUCCGGACCAAAAUAUGGAGCGUGGACUGGUGGCUGGAGAGGUGCCACUUCACCUCCUGGGCACUGCCAAGGUGCCCUUGAGCAAGGCACCAAACUGCUCGGGGCGCCUCACCAAGGGCAGCCCCCUCACUCUGACAUCUCUCCACUUUGUGCAUGUAUAGGUCCUGUUUGUGCAAGUGUGUGUCUUUCGGACCUGUGUGUAAUUGACAAGCAAGAGUGAAAACAUUGAAUUUCUCCUCAGGGGGAUUAAUAAAGUAAAUAAACUUAAACUUAACACUGGAAGAAAGAUUUAUGAACAGAUUCAUGAUGUAAAGGUGAAAAGGCAGCAGAUUAUGUUCUUCACUGGUCCUCUCACUGCUGAAUCAUUUGUAAUGAACUUUUAAGGCAGGUUAAGUCGCCUCUCAAGGGCUGAUAUGCUGUACAGAUGACUUGAAAUUAUGUCUUAAAUAGAUUGAGCAACAGUGUUACCAGACCACAAUGCAAUGCUGAAAUGUGGGUGGCUCUGUCAUGUAAGCUUAUUGACACAUUUUGGGGGGUUUUUUCCUGGUGUACUGAUGUUGCAUUACUUUCUGUUUCAUUUGCAGCUGUAAAAAACUUUUGUAAAAAUAAUUUUGCCCUCAGAAACAUGUUUUACCCUGCAUUAACUGAAGUGUAUUAAAAGAUGAAAGACAUUACAUUUGUAUCUUGGUGCUCAUUUUUCAAAUACUGUCCAACAAAGACAACUUCACAUCUCUCCACUCCCACUCUGGUCCCCAUGACAUCUUUGUAAUGAUACAAUUUCAUUAUAUCAUAUAGAUAUACAGCAGUUAAACACUGCUACAUGAGCAAAUACA
Molecule: messenger RNA, 3258 nt
Organism: Epinephelus fuscoguttatus (brown-marbled grouper)
Lineage: Eukaryota; Metazoa; Chordata; Actinopteri; Perciformes; Serranidae
Product: contactin-1-like
Exons: 9
Coding region: 76-1908 (610 amino acids)
Source: RefSeq, a predicted model, not a curated record